Molecule: messenger RNA, 1683 nt
Organism: Aspergillus calidoustus
Lineage: Eukaryota; Fungi; Ascomycota; Eurotiomycetes; Eurotiales; Aspergillaceae
Source: the annotation of a GenBank genome assembly
AUGGCGUCCAUACAGUCUCUCCUCAAUCCUAUUCCCAACUCAUCAUCCAGUUCGGAUCGUUUCCCUCUUCCUACUCCUUCCCCCACAAUCUCAUCAAGCACCGCGAUGUUGCGAACUCCACGACAGAAGAAGCAGAAGAUGGCCAAGGAUGCACCGAUCUUCACCCGCGGCAGACCCAAGGGGGAAGUUCGCUAUCCGCCGCACGAAGAGCGAGACGAGUUCCUUGCCCAAAAACAUCGGGAGUUUCGCAUUCACCCUUUCGGAGACAUUGCCUCAUACCCGAGACACAUUCCCUACAACAGUGACAAGAAGACAUUCCAGGAGCUAACGGGGCGGGAAAGCUUUGAGGUGUUCCAGUAUACCUUUCAGCUUCCGGGAGAAGACAAGGUGUGGACAGUGAUGUGGGACUACAACAUCGGGCUCGUUCGGACCACGCAUCUAUUCAAGUGCAACGACUACUCCAAGACUACACCAGCAAAGAUGUUGAACCAGAACCCCGGGCUACGCGAUAUCUGCCACAGCAUCACGGGCGGAGCACUGGCUGCACAAGGCUACUGGAUGCCCUUUGAAGCCGCCAAAGCCGUCUCGACGACCUUCUGCUGGAAAAUCCGUUACGCGCUCACGCCUCUCUUCGGCGCCGACUUCCCAAAACUCUGCGUGCAUCCCAACGACCGAUCCCGCUUCGGCCGAAUGAUCAUCGACCCAGCCAUCGUCCGCGACGCAACAAAACGAGCACACUACUAUCGUUCCCUCGGGCUCCGCUCACCACCCUUGACACACCUUCAGCCCGAAUACCUCCCGAGCUCCGCGGGAGACCGACUCCCCAUGGGCCGCCACAUCCUCCCGAAAUCCCACCAUCACUAUCACCGCAGUGGUACCUCGGAGCGCUCUCUCGGCUACGGCUCAUCCCCUGAAUCCAGCAGCAGCACAGAACCAUACUGUCUGUCACCCAUAAGCCCGAUUCGAGGCACGUUCACGCCCGUGAAUACCCCGCGCAGCACGGAUACCUACCCCAGUCACCUCCCAUCCCCACACCAAGUCCUCGCAGCGAUCUCCGCAUCUAGGAUCCCUAGCUCGGCCCCCUCGAACAAUCCAAGAGGAGGAAAUAUCCACGGUAUAGACGGGAGCGAAAUCGACGCCGACGCCGAAAGCGUUUCGGACGAAGAAUACACCACGUCGACGCUCGAUUCCGGUAGUAACAGCAGCUCCUCGUCGAACGACCGACCUUCCCCUUCCUCUGAUGCCGACGAUGCCGACUCGUACCGGGACACGGAUGCAGACGGUGACGCAGAUCCCGACUUCAACGCGGCCAAGGGGACACCCAGCCGGAAGCGCGGGAGAGACCAGCCGGCUGUGCAUGGGCAUGAGCACAGACAUCAUCAGCAGCAGCAGCAUGGACUUGAGCUUAGGCAUCGUCACCAUCAAUCCGACACAAGAUCCCUCGCACGCCCCUCCAGGCUUCAGUGCGAGGUCAGCGCCGCACACGCCCUCCUCAGCCUACACAUGCAAGACGCCAUCGGGAGCGACGUUGAUGCCGACGCCGAUAUCAUUGAUGAUGAUUAUAUCGUCGUGACACCGCCGACUACUGAGAAUCACAACACAGUGGCGCCCACUCGCCCACCAAGACCAGACUCGUCAUCGUCACUCUGGAGUGGGCGGAAGAGGCGACGGGCUUCUGCUUAG